UGGUGAUAUUUGACAUCGCAGCACCAGCCUGCUAUGGAGAGCGGCGAGAAGUCUGAGAUCUCUGACAGGCUACAGCCAGCGGCUCCAGCGGAGCCGCCGCCCAAUAACAGGCGGCCUGCACCUCAUGUUAGACCACCUCAGGAUCAGGAGACGAGUCCACCGCCUCAUGUCGCUGGGACUGGUGCAGCUGCAGCACAAAGCUUGACCCAGAGAAAUCAGGACCCUGAAAGCGAGCCUGCAAAAGAUGACCUGCGGUGCCAGGUGGAGGCGGUUUUCGCAUCCAAGCUAAGAGGUGCAGACGUGCUGCAACGAGAGAGCUACAUCGAAUUGCUGCAGUCCAUUGGGUCCACCUUGCGAGAGGCCAACGUCUUUUUGAAGGAGUACCCGAAGGGCUCAUCGAUACGUGUGAAAGAUUUCUUGGACCUCCUUUUUGCUUCUCCGAAGGAGAAGCAGAAGUUGGAGGAUGUCAGGCAGAGGAAGACAUCAUUAUCUAUCCGAUCCACUUUGCGUUUGCCACUGCGUUUCACUUUGAGGGAGAAACCGUCCGUGCUCAGCGACAUGGUGGACAAGACGUUUGCUGGUCGCAUCAAAAAGGGAGCCAAGUAUUGCUAUGCAUCUUAUCCAGGCAAGUUCAAGUAUGGGUUCGAGGCGCUCACCAGUGAUUUCGGCGAGUUCAGUGACCAGAGCGUGGCGUGCGUUUACUUUUGCACGAAAGAGGAUGGGUUGGGCUGUCACCACCCUGACCCAGAAGAUAGCAAAGGACGUUGCUACUGCAGAAGAAUCUACGGCGAGGGAAAUGAUUGGAACAGAGAUUACGAGACGUUUGGGUACCUGCACUGGGUGGGGGAACCUUAUGAUAAGGAGAAAGUGGAGAAGGCACUGAAGGUGGCAGAUGCCAUGAAUGCCGUCCUUGUUCGCAAGGAUGCUAGCGAGGUGGAGAUAGCCGGAGCGAGGAAAGAGGCCAAGAAGCGUUGGGAAGCAAGUGGUCGUGUCCCAGCCUGGGGUUGCUUCUGGUUUCAUGUGUGGUUCGGACACAUGGACAAAGCAGUGCAACAAGGCCAGCGACUCCGAGUGGUCUAUUAUCCAGGGAUGGUCGGGCAGGGUGAGGUGACCCUGAAGGACUUACAGGAUCCAAAUGUGCCUCUUUGGGAUCCGGACCCCCGAAAGAGAGGACUGGGCGGUUCUCAGAAGGCCGAAGUGGCCAUGAUCAAUGCCAUGAAGGAGCGACAUGGUGAUCCUUGGGAUUACGAGAAGCUGGAUGUUUCUGACUUCCUCAAGGAUUCCUUUGCUCCCGGGCAGGCAGUUGCAGCGUGGGAUCAGCAUGAAUGGAAAAGAGGAGUCAUCCAGAGAGUUCACAAAGAUGAUGGCUUGCAAUGGGACGUGCGGUGCAAGGAGACCGGGCAAGUCUUCAGAACAGACCGUGUUCGACAUGAGACUGCCGCAAUGCAGGAGUUUGCCGACAAGUUGGGCAAGAAAGACUUCCUUGAGGCUUUGAUUGCUAGUCUUCCAGAUGGCCAGGAAGUGCUCACAACAGUUCCUCGGCAGGAGAUGCUCCAGAAUGACAUUCCGGCAAUGACAUUUGACAUUCAAAGCAGCGAUGUGGAGGCCUUGAAGAAAUUGUGCGAUGCAGUGCUCUCUGGUGCUUUGGAGAAGAAGGUCACCAACACAGAUGCCUUUGGAUUGAGGAAUAUGAAAGUGCAGAUCGAGAAGACUGAGUUCGUGAAAGCUUACAAGGAAGUUCUGAUGAGUUCCACGAAGCUGACGCCACAUCAAGAGGAGAAGGUGAGAGAGCUAGAUGGACCCGGCGACUUUCACCUGUCAGCAGCAGCUGGGUCAGGCAAGAAGUUUGUCGCCAUUCGGAAGGUUUUGCAGACCUUGAGUGCAAAUGAGGAAGGUUUAGUCUUCUUCGCAGCUCCUUCGAAGUCUUUGUGCUUGCAUUUCCUGCGGUGGCUCCUGGCAAUGCAUGGUAGUGACGAAGCAGAACAGCUCGGGCAGGAAGAUGUGGUGAAAUUGUUUGGUCGCCUUAGGCUCAUGCAUUCGCCCUACACCAGCAUCAUGACCGCUAGCCUCAAAGGCACUCGCAUAGAACUUGCAAAAGAUGAAGGCUCCACCGCCAUCCAGUUUGUGCUUUCAGUUGUAGACGAGGCUCACGACAUCUUCCGCCCAGAUGUUGAACAAGGUGUGCUCAGAGAGAUUCUUGUGAACAGCUCCAAGCAGAGGAUCCUCCUUUCAGACGAGUCCCAGUCGGCGGCCAUGGAGCAGAACUAUCCUGAAGAAAUCCAAUUUCUGCGAGCAUACCUGAGCCAGGUGGUGCGCAGUACGGAGCGAGUCGUUCUCGGGGCAAAAUCCUUUCAGUUGCUUUCCGAGCAGUUAUCCAAUGAUGCAAGUUCCUUGAGCUGCACAGGUCCGCCUUUGAAGACCUUCUUCUUUGAGCCAAAAGAAGAUAUGUUUUCGCCACCAUUCCAAGACUAUUGUCAUCACACCCUUUCUGCUCUUUUGCACGUGAUCUCAUCAUAUCCGCGCCUGAGCCUUCACCACUGCGUGGCCAUCCUUGUGCCGAAUACUGAUUUUCUCACUAAAUUCAAGCCCCUUUUGGAGAAUGUGCUCCGAGAUAAGAUCACGUACAAGGAUUUGCGCCUCAUUGACUUUGAGGAGUCGUUGUCUCAUGUGAUGUCGUCGGGUACUGUGGAGAACUCCAAGGAGGAGUGCAUCGUUCUGGAUUCCGUGAGUAAUGCCAAGGGGCUCGAAGAAAUCAUUGUUAUUUCGGUUGGAAUGGAUGCGAGGAUUGGUGUUCAAGGCUUGGGAACAAUGCAUAACAUGUUUCUUCUUCUUUUUUUAAGAGACCCAAUGAACUGGGACGAUUUCCAAUUCAGCACGCUUGCUACCAUCAGCCAAAUUGAUUGUUUCAGGAAACGCGUCGAGACGCUAGAUGGCUGUCUUAUCACACCUUCCGAAAAUUGGGCUUGAGCUCGCCUUAGCCAAAUGGCUAACUCUUGGAGAGGGCAAUGGAGAGAGAGAGAGGAUACGCAUCAUGCCGAAGCAAGAAACAAAGUAGAACUGAAGCAUGAGACCAGACAGAGAGGUAGAGAGAUUGCCUGCCCGGCCUGCCCUGCUUCUUCGGACGUGGCACUUGUGAUCUACACACCCGAUCUUCCCUUUAUCAGACGAUCACCCGGGCGCAGCUCAUGGCGAUCAUUGUAAAUGAGUUUUUGCUAGGAGGGUGGCUGGAACACUUGAUUCAUUGCCGCUUGUCUACAGGCUCCAACAGGGAGAAAUUCAAAUUCCUCGAAUGCGCUGGCGAUGCGACCAAGGUCGUGAAGGAGAUUCAGGAAAUGAAGUCUCAAGAAAACCAUGAGAAGCAGAAAAGACCAUUGCAAAGCGCAGCUGCUGGAAAGUCAGAGAAGACUAGCGAAGCAGCAGCAGUGGAAGAAGCUUCAGCCUGGGAUGUGUCCUUGCAUUUUUCCUAUGUGUGGGAUGAUCCUGUGUGCAACGGCAUCAGGGAACCCAGCAAAGAGCCAACAUUUGAUCCUUUGACAAAGUCUGGGGCAGAAGCGUUUGAGAUGCUGCAGUCAGUGCUCACCUCAGAGGAACUCCCAUCUAGCUGUCCACACCCCAAGAACGAUGGUUUUCUUUGGCAUGAGGCGGACCAGAAUGGCCCGAUAACUUGGUUGUGUCUUCACAACGGCACCUGUUUGAGGAGGAGAAAAUGUUAUCCCAAUGAUGACGAUGACCGGUGGCUGCAUGAUGACGGGCAAAAAACUAAACCAUUGACACAGUGGACUUGGUGGAUUGAAGAGGGGGAGUUUGAGCUGGUGACCACAACAUUUGAGGCGAAACUCUAUCGACGAGCACAGGCAAAGAGGGAACAAUUCCCCGACACUGAUGAAGUCGCAGUUACUCCGUGGACGUUGCGAGGCCAGCUGCGCAGUGGAAGGGAUCUAUCGAUUGCUGCUCGACAGACCCAGGACCCGGACCUGGAUCCUGAAUUGGAAGGCCUGGGCAUGUUCCAGGAUUUGUCAGAGGAGACGUUGAAGGAUUUGGGCAUGAACCCCGAGAAUUUGUGGUUUUGGCUGGCCGACUUCUGACGACCUCUGCGGGCAUCGCAGGUGCCCUCGUGUGUUCUCGAUAGCUUCCGCCGAAGGCGAAGCAGCAAGGUGAAAGAAGAUGAAACACAUCUUCAGACUCACGGAGUCGCCAGUUGCCCCGUUCUAUAAAUGGUA
This is a messenger RNA of Durusdinium trenchii, 4220 nucleotides long. Lineage: Eukaryota; Dinophyceae; Suessiales; Symbiodiniaceae. The record is from the annotation of a GenBank genome assembly.